Molecule: messenger RNA, 465 nt
Organism: Geodia barretti
Lineage: Eukaryota; Metazoa; Porifera; Demospongiae; Tetractinellida; Geodiidae
Source: the annotation of a GenBank genome assembly
AUGAAUACCGAGGAAAGACUCAAGGAACUUGGCAUCGAACUGCCGUCGCCACAGUCGCCUGCGGCGAACUACGUCCCGGCUGUCCGAACGGGCAACCUUCUCUAUCUGGCGGGCGUCGGGCCGGCCAAGGGAGCCGACGGCACGAUCCCGAGCGGCAAGGUCGGUGCGGAACUGACGAAGGAAGAGGGCUACGAGGCGGCGAGGCUGGUGUGCCUGAACAUCCUCUCGCGAUUGAGGGCAGAGCUCGGUGACCUCGACCGCGUGGUGCGGGUUGUCAAGCUGCUGGGGAUGGUCAACGCCACCGAGGACUUCACCGAGCACCCUGCCGUCAUCAACGGAUGCUCCGACCUGCUCGUCGAGGUAUUCGGUGAGCGGGGCAAGCACGCGCGCUCAGCAGUGGGAAUGCAGAGUCUGCCGUUCGGCAUACCUGUAGAGAUAGAGGCGAUUGUCGAGGUAGCCGACUAG